Messenger RNA from Branchiostoma floridae (Florida lancelet), 1628 nucleotides. RefSeq names its product sulfotransferase 1A3-like. Gene Ontology annotation, biological process: sulfation. NCBI's taxonomy places the organism in Eukaryota, Metazoa, Chordata, Leptocardii, Amphioxiformes, Branchiostomatidae. The record is from RefSeq and is a predicted model, not a curated record. Gene Ontology annotation, molecular function: sulfotransferase activity. Gene Ontology annotation, cellular component: cytoplasm. The transcript has 6 exons. Bases 50 to 952 code for a protein of 300 amino acids.
UGGGUCACACAAGGCCAAGGGUCAGUGGGUCAAACCGCACAUUGUCAUCAUGUCGUCAGGCGCGGACCAACAAUCUUCUGACGGGUAUUUCACACAUAAAGGGAUAUUAUUCAAUAGCAAAGUGAACGUAGAGUCGUUGAAAAAUAUCGAGAAUUUAGCUGUUAAAGAGGACGAUGUUUUUGUGGCCACGUAUCCAAGAUCAGGCACCACGUGGACAGAAGAGAUCUUGUGUCUUAUCUACAAUGGAGGAGAUGUGGAGAAAGUGAAGACCACUCCGAUCUACACCCGCAUCCCUUACCUGGAGUAUCAGUACUUUCCAGAGGGCCAGACAGAGUAUGACAGGUUCUUAGAGCUUCCCUCCCCACGUCUGGGGAAAACUCACCUCCCAUACAACAUGCUUCCCAGGCAGCUACAAGAAGGGAGGGGAAAGUUGAUCUGUGUGGCACGGAACCCCAAAGAUGUGGCAGUCUCCUACUUCUAUUUCCACGGGAUCAACCGAAGUUUCAGGACACCAGAUUCCUGGGACUCCUUCCUCUCUGACUUCAUGGCAGGAAAUGUUGUUGGUGGGUCUAUUUUCAACCAUGUCCUUGGAUACUGGGCUCAUCGAAGCAACCCUAGUUUACUUUUCAUCAAAUAUGAAGACAUGCAAAAGGACUUACAUGGAACUGUUAGGAAAUUAGCAGACUUUGUGGGACGGAAGUUGCCAUCCACAACGAUAGACAAGAUAGCGGAGCACUGCUCGUUUAGGUCCAUGAGCAAAAACCCCAUGACCAACUACUCCAAACAUCCGGAGCAACGCUGUCGCUUCGACACCACCAACUCAGAAUUCAUCAGGAAAGGAAUCGUGGGGGACUGGAAGAAUCACUUCACGGACAUCCAAAAUGAAGCUUUUAACAAGGUGUUAGAAGAGAAACUGUCUGGUACAGGUUUGGAAUAUGAUUUUGACAUCUAAUUCUCCAGAUGCUGUCGUCGCCAUGUUGGUGGGUUGAAUGAGAAUGGAUCCAAGAUGGCUGCCAGUCAUUCCAAACACACAAAUCAUUCUAAAAGGGAAUUUUCCAUAGUCUGAUAUUUUUAUGUAUGUAUGUAGAGGUAAAAUAUUCCAGUUGAGGUAGAGAGAAAUUAACAAUAUAAUGGGGUAGGGAAUUUCCUGAGUAGCUUUAGUAUCACAAGUAUGAGAUCUAAGUUGUGUAAAGGUCUGUUUGUAAGGUCUGUUUGUAAUUGAUGUGCAAUUCAGCCCAUGGCUGCCAUGUAUCUACAGAUAAACUAUGCAACCAUUGAUUUUUUCAUAACCCUAGCUUUUCCCAUUCAGUUAGUGAUCAGUGAGGUAAGCUUGUCAGCUUCUCAUCAAUUGGGGAGGAGAAUUGCUAUUCCAGCCAUACUCAUGUUACCUCACAGUAGCCUUGAAGGCCUUCGGGUAUUGUUUUGUCCUCAUCAGUGAGUCAUGUGAAAACAAAUAGUUUUCAGCUCAUGACUCUCACAUAUCUCUAAGCUUUGGCCAAUGAAACUCCUCUGCCGGCUAAACGCCUUCCCAAGCUUCUGAUACUAUCUUAUGCCGCCGCAAGAUCUGCUUGGAGAUUAUCUCUAGUCCAAAAAGAUGGCGUAUGCCAAAUUGCGUUACUAAUUUCAAC